GACGGGCGCGUUUUGCCCUUCCCUCCGGCGCCUCCGGGCGGCACCGUCGGCUACACGAUGAGCAGCUCGACGCACCGCUGGCCUGAAGAGGAGCCGCCGCUCAAGGAGGCGCCCAACAUCCUGAUUGUCAUGUUUGACGACGCCGGCUUUGGCCAGCCGAGCGCGUUCGGCGGCGGCAUCGCCACGCCGAGUCUCGAGAAGCUCAAGGCGACAGGGAUCAGCUACAACGCGUUCCACACGACGGCGAUGUGCUCGCCGACGCGCGCUUCGCUCCUCACCGGCCGGAACCACCACGCCGUCGGCUCUGGCCAGAUCGCCGAGCUCGCGAACGCAUGGGACGGCUACACGGGCGUGAUACCCAAGACUGCUGCCACUCUGCCAGAGGUUCUCCGCCACUACGGGUAUGCGACCGCGGCGUUUGGCAAAGACCACAACACGCCCGUCGAUUCGCUCGGCUCUGGGCCCUUCGACCGCACGCCGACCGGGCGCGGCUUUGACCACUUUUACGGCUUCAUGGCGGGAGAGACGUCGCAGUACGAGCCGCUGCUGUGGGAGGGGAACGUCCAGAUCCCGACGCCGGCGGCGGUCGAGGGCGGAGGAGCGUACCACUUGACCGAGGACCUCGCCGACAAGGCGAUUGGCUGGAUGCGGCGGACCAAGGCGCUGCACCCGAGCCGCCCCUUCUUCGUCUGGUGGACGCCAGGGGCAGUGCACGGGCCUCACCACGUGAGCGCGCGGUGGGCGGACAGGUACAAGGGCGCCUUCUCGGGCGGGUGGGACGCAUACCAGAAAGAGACAGUGGCGCGGCAGAAGGCGAUGGGGUGGCUGCCGGAGGAGGCGGAGCCGUCGGCAAGGCCAGAGGGGCUGCCGGCGUGGGAGUCGCUGAGCAAACAGGAGAGGGCGUUCCAGGAGCGGCUGAUGGAGGUGUACGCUGGCUUCCUCGAGCACACCGACUACCAGAUGGGCCGCGUGGUGGGGGAGGUGGAGGCCUUGGGCUUGCGCAACGACACGCUCAUCAUCGACAUCUUCUCGGACAACGGCGCGUCGGCCGAGGGCAUGGGCGGCACCGUCGCCGAGCUCAACGCGCAGAACGGCUUCACCUCGACGGUCGACGAGCAGCUCCGCGUGCUUGGCGCCCUGGGCGGCUUGGCGGCGAUCGGCGGCGCAAAGACGGACAACAUGUACCACGCGGCGUGGGCGUGGGCGGGCGGCGCGCCGUUCAGGUUCACCAAGCUCGUGGCGUCGGAUUGGGGCGGGACGCGCACGCCGAUGGUCGUGAGCUGGCCGGGGCGGGUAAUGCCCGACCGCACGCCGCGCCGCCAGUUCCACCACGUCAACGAUGUCGCGCCGACUGUCUACGAGCUGCUCGGCAUCUCUCCACCGGAGGUCGUCGACGGGCACGCGCAAGACCCGAUCGACGGCGUGAGCUUCGUGUACACGUUCGACGACGCCGGCGCGGCCGAGCGGAAGGAGACGCAGUACUUCGACAUCAUGGGCAGCCGCGGAGUGUACCACAAGGGCUGGCUAGCGUCCACCUUCGGGCCGCGUGCCCCGUGGGAGAUGGGUGCGCCAGACCUGGCCACGUGGGACCCGACACAGGAUGCAUGGCAGCUGUACGACACGCGCCCGGACUACUCCCUGGCCAGGGACCUGAGUGGACAGCCGGCGCAUGCGGGCCGGCUCAGCGCGAUGAGGGCGCUGGCGGACGCCGAGUUCCGCGCAAACAAGGUGCUCCCUGUUGGAGGAGGCCUCUACGUCCUCCUCCAUCCGGCAGAGGUCAAGCGGACGUCAAACACGCAGUGGCGGCUCUUCCCGGGCAUGGUCCGCAUCUCCGAGAUCACGCGAGAUCGCGCGAGAUCACGCCCGAGACUGAGCCGAGAUCUGCCGAGGUCAGGUUCGCAUCCCGGAGAGCGAGGCGCCGAACAUCACCCGGGAUCAGGCGGGGCUUGCCUCUUCGCGGCCGACGGCAGCCUCUACUACGAGUACUCGGCGCUGCUGCUGCGGCGGUACACGUUCAAGGUCGGCAGGCUCCCUCCUUCCUCGGCGCACGUCAAGGCUGGAGACUACCCGAGAUCGCCCGAGAUGAUCCUAGAUUGCCCGAGAUUGCCCGAGAUUGCCCGCCUCUCUCGGCGCACGUCAAGGUUCGGGAGGGAGGCCCGUGGAGCUACUGGAGUUGGCCGGACGGUGCCGGUCGUCUUCACGGCGAACGAGGGCUUUGACGUCGGCAUGGACCUCGGCUCGCCGGUGGCGGACUACUACUACGGCCUCAAGCCCUUCCGCUUCGACGGCAAGAUCAACGCGAUACACUUUGAGAGCCUA
Molecule: messenger RNA, 2319 nt
Organism: Emiliania huxleyi CCMP1516
Lineage: Eukaryota; Haptophyta; Isochrysidales; Noelaerhabdaceae
Exons: 3
Source: RefSeq, a predicted model, not a curated record